AUGCCAAUAUGUAUCGAGUGCCGGUAUCCAGUGAGCACACUCUACACAACAUACAGCAAAGCAGAUGAUAAGGCGCUUGGCAAGGGAGUGCGAUUGACACAAUGUCCGCGCUGUAAGCGCUUCGCGGACAAAUAUGUCGAGCAUGACUUUGUAGUGCUAUUCAUCGACUUGGUCUUGAUCAAGCCACAGGUCUACAGACAUCUCCUUUUCAACAGACUUGGACGUGAAGAUGGGAGAUUUGAUCAAUCGAUUGUCCGCCUGGGCAUUCUUCUACUCCUGUUCGACGUCUAUCUGACAUGGGCAAGAAUUGAGAAGGCCACUCCAGCAUCACCAGCACUUCCUCUAUCGCCACCUCCACCUCUACCUCCCAACUCAGACCCAGACAAUUCUAUCUUGGCUACCCAGCCCAUAUUGCUCCAGUAUCUCUUCUUCCUCGCUCUCUGCACCUUGGAGACAGUAUCUUUCCAUGCUCCGAUCAGGACUCUCUUGUCGACGGAAUUCCCGCGCCCGAUUUCAGCGCUGAUUCCACAUUACCCGCAUCCAGCUCUCAUCAGCACUGCGCUACUAGUCAGCAGUUUCACCAAGCUCUUUCCGCUCAUGCUACUUGUCUGGAACUACGAUCUUCCAAGCAGUGCUUCGGCAGUUUCCUGGGCUGUCAUCAUCAACAACAUCGCGGCAUUGGAGAUUUUGCUGGAUUGCGGCUAUGUGAGGGCGGCAUUACUGGCGGCCGUGGGCGCGGUGUGCAGGGCGGGUAUUGGAUGGGUG
Molecule: messenger RNA, 765 nt
Organism: Pseudocercospora fijiensis CIRAD86
Lineage: Eukaryota; Fungi; Ascomycota; Dothideomycetes; Mycosphaerellales; Mycosphaerellaceae
Exons: 4
Biological process (GO): sterol metabolic process; sphingolipid metabolic process; intracellular sterol transport
Cellular component (GO): Golgi apparatus; cortical endoplasmic reticulum
Source: RefSeq, a predicted model, not a curated record